Molecule: messenger RNA, 939 nt
Organism: Kwoniella mangroviensis CBS 8507
Lineage: Eukaryota; Fungi; Basidiomycota; Tremellomycetes; Tremellales; Cryptococcaceae
Exons: 9
Coding region: 1-939 (312 amino acids)
Biological process (GO): glucan catabolic process
Molecular function (GO): beta-glucosidase activity
Source: RefSeq, a predicted model, not a curated record
AUGCCUGUAGCAGUACAUUCAACGUCCAACGGGCAAGGUAUCGAAUCAAGCAAGAUCAAAUACAAGCUAUUGGAUGUAGAAGAGGUGUUAUUGAAACUAUCAUUGCCGGAGAAAGUGUCCCUAUUGUCUGGUAAAGAUAAUUGGCAUACGAGAGAUAUACCCAAAUUUGGUAUCCCAUCACUACGUUUAUCGGAUGGACCGAAUGGAUGUCGAGGAACGAAAUUCUUCGAAGGUGUACCUGCAGCUUGUUUCCCUUGUGUAACCGGUCUGGCAAGUUCAUGGGAUGUAGAUUUGGUGAGACAAGUAGGAGUCGCUUUGGGAGAUGAAUGUAGAGCUAAAGGUGUACACGUAUUAUUGGCUCCAACGGUUAACAUGCACCGUACCCCCUUGAAUGGACGAGGGUUUGAGAGUUUCUCCGAAGAUCCAUUACUCAGUGGGAUUCUAGCUGCAGGUUUCAUAAGAGGUUGUCAAAGUACUGGCGUGGCAGCCACGUUGAAACACCUUGUGUGUAAUGAUCAGGAAACGAAUAGAUACUCAAUAAGCGCUGAAGUGGACGAACGGUCUCUACGAGAGAUUUACUUAAAACCAUUCGAAAUUGCGAUUCGAGAAUCGAAUCCUUGGUUGGUCAUGACAAGCUAUAACAGAGUAAAUGGUAAACAUGCUUCCGAGACGAAAGGACUGAUAACGGACUUGCUGAGGGAAGAAUGGGGAUAUGAAGGUAUGGUCAUCUCCGACUGGCAUGGAACAUAUUCGACCGACGAGGCCAUCCAAGCUGGCUUGGAUCUCGAGAUGCCCGGUCCAUCUAUCAUACGUGGACCGGCUUUACUGAGAAUGGUAACUUGCGGUAAAGUGAAGGAAACAGAAAUUGACGAGAGAGCUCGACAGGUGCUUCGUCUGGUCAAUCGAUUGAUACCAUCCGGAAUACCAAGUGAGGCAUAA